Molecule: messenger RNA, 1281 nt
Organism: Henningerozyma blattae CBS 6284
Lineage: Eukaryota; Fungi; Ascomycota; Saccharomycetes; Saccharomycetales; Saccharomycetaceae
Exons: 1
Coding region: 1-1281 (426 amino acids)
Source: RefSeq, a predicted model, not a curated record
AUGCAAACACUUAUGGACAAGCAAUUUUUUCCAGAUGGUAGAGCAGAUCAGAUAGUUCAGGAUCUGAAACAGGAGCAGGAACAGGAGAAAGUUGAGUCAUUAAAAACACAAGACUUAUUCCAAGUGCAUCAGGGGUUAAACGAUAGUGAAAGUAGUGAUAUAGUUCCGAGUACCCUACCUGCUGCUAUUAAUUUAAUUAUUAGUCUUCAGAAUAAAAACAUUCAAAUGGUUUCCAAAUUGGAACAAUUUAAUGAUCUAGUUAGGAUCAAUAAUAACUUAAAUAAUGAAAUCAAUAUGUUAAAAUUUCAAUAUAAUUCAAUUGUUAAGGAAAAGAUUAAUGCUACUUCGAAUCGUCAACGUACUGAUACUAAAUGUGAAAAUUUUGAUGAAUUGCUUGCUCUUUCAAAAAAAUUAUCUGCUUCAAAUAAUUUCAAUGAAUUCUUAAACACUUUAUCUACCAUCAAUCAUAUCGUGAGUGAAAAUCAUAGCAUGUUUGGUGACUCAAUGCUAAUUGAGCAAAUAGAUUUACUUUGUCAACAGACAAACGAUUUAGAUAUAGAUAGUUCAAAUUGCAAUGAUAUACCUUUAACUCCGGAAUCCAAUAAAUUGAAAUUCAUAGGUAUGGGUGAAGUUCAACUCAAAUCGCAAAACCCAAUGAUUACUCCAAGAACUACACCAAGAGCCACUCCGAUAAAAGAACCACAUUUGAAAUCAUUUACUAAUGAGAAUAAUAAACGUCGUAGAGAUCGUGAAAGAUCAAACUCUAAUGCAAAAGUGAGGGAUAAACAUCCUUAUAUUAGUAGUUCAUUUACUUUUAAAUUAGCAGAACGAUCGCACAAUAUAAUUAAAACUCCCAAUAAUGAUCCAAUUUCUGAUGUAAAUAAAACUUCUCAACCUGAAAAUUUACGAAGUAUAUAUGCUUCACCAUCUUCAAACCCACCAAGUAAACCCUUGGUAUUUUCAGUACGAGAUAUAUCUGCUAAUAAUACCAAUCAACAUAAGAACAGUGUGAACUAUUAUUCAAAUUUUAAAUUCUUACAACCAACUGAUACCCCAAAAAUCAACGCUGAUUCAUCUGUUAAAUUACCAGGUAUUAAGAAUUCAAAUCCUCAUUCUAGAAAAAAUGUUAAAAAUAAAAAUUCAAACAACUCAAGAAAUAAUAGAAAUAGAAAUUCCAAUAGAACGAGAGCCCGAAACAUAAAUACAGCUUCUAAUACAGUUUCAAUUAGUGAUUCAAAUCAACCAAGGAAAAAGAGAAAUAAUACAUCUAACACUAAAUAG